Messenger RNA from Oryzias melastigma (Indian medaka), 4514 nucleotides. RefSeq names its product collagen alpha-1(XXIII) chain (gene col23a1a). The record is from RefSeq and is a predicted model, not a curated record. Lineage: Eukaryota; Metazoa; Chordata; Actinopteri; Beloniformes; Adrianichthyidae. The transcript has 32 exons. Bases 252 to 2045 code for a protein of 597 amino acids.
GGCAAACAACGGGAUCUAUGGGUGGACUCGCUUGUGAAUCUGAACGUUGCAGGAAACACAGUUUACUGUCUGCAUCAUUUACUCCCAUCUGCGCGCGCCUGCUGAUUUUAACUCCACCUGAAGACUGAGGAGUUCGGACAGAGUUUGGAGCGCUUCUUAGUCAACUCCUAUUACAGUCUGGUUGCAGAACGGAAGGCUUUUAAAAAACCAAAAACCAGCACCGGUUGUUUUGUGUGGAGCCAGAUCGCGACAUGGAAACAUCCAGCGGCUCUGUGGCAGAAAGGAAGCCGGCGUCUGCGUGUUUCACCAAGUCCGCGGCGCAGCGCUGGCUGCCCGGGUUCCCCAUCGCUCUGUGCCUGCUGAUGUCCAUAAGCUCCAUCACCGUGUGUCUUCUGAUGAGCUUCAAGACCUACCAGCUGGAGAACCGGCUGCAGAUGCAGAUGGAAAAGGCGUCCAUCUUCCAACCUUUACGCAGGUCUUUUCAAAACGAGGAUGGGAGCCUUGUUUCAGAUCUGGCUGCUCCUAUAGCGGAUCUUGUAGAAGAGAAAGUUAAGACUCUGAUGCCAAAACUGCGGACAGCUAGAGAUGCUCCAGAGUGCGUCUGUCCUCCAGGGCCUCCGGGAAAACGUGGACGUAUGGGAAGAAGAGGAGAACCCGGUCCUCCUGGCAAGUCUGGACGGGACGGAUACCCGGGUCCGCUUGGCUUGGAUGGCAAACCAGGUUUGCCGGGGGCCAAAGGAAGCCAGGGACCAGCCGGACCCAAGGGAGAGAAGGGUGAUCAGGGAGACAUCGGGCCGAGGAUGGUCUAUCCUCGAUACGAUCACAGCUUCCUGUCUGGAGAGCAGUCCAGCAGCUUUCAGAAACGCAUUCUGAAGGGCGAUCAGGGCCAAGCUGGACCUGCCGGUCCUCCCGGUCCUCCUGGGCCCCCCGGCCCCCGUGGCCCCCCUGGGAACACUGGUAAAGAUGGGCCUCGAGGUCCCGCCGGAGAGCCGGGAUUUCCAGGUCGAGAUGGUGCUGAUGGGCUACAGGGACCGUCUGGGGAGCCGGGACAAGAUGGUGAUCCGGGUUUUCCAGGUUCACCGGGUCCAUCAGGCCCAAAGGGUGAAGCAGGUGAAAAAGGAGAAAGAGGCAUGGAUGGACAUGCUGGAAUGAAGGGUGACAAAGGAGAACAAGGACUGCAGGGACCCAUGGGUUAUCCCGGAGAAAAAGGCGCCCCUGGAUCCUCGGACAUCGUCGACUUUAAUGGGAAACUUUUAGAUGCCUUUCAGGCCAUCAAAUCCAUCAGUGUUUCGGGCCCACCUGGACCUCCAGGACCCCCAGGGCCCCCUGGAGAAAAGGGUGAGCUUGGCUUACCUGGACCAGCAGGAGUUGAUGGAGAAAAGGGACCCAAAGGUGACAGCGGGGAGAUAGGACCUCCUGGUGAAAGAGGGGAGAAAGGAGAGAUGGGUCUCUCUGGACCCGCUGGUAUGGACGGACACAAAGGGGAAAAGGGUGAAUGCAGGCUGGACGACAAUCUGGUUCAGAUGAUUUCUCAGCCGGGUCCUCCUGGCCCGCCCGGCCCUCCAGGGGCACAAGGAACCAUGGGCCUGCAUGGGAUGCCCGGACCUAAGGGGGAGCCAGGGGUGGGAAUCAAGGGAGACAAGGGAGACUCUGGUUCUCCUGGACUCACGGGACAUGACGGCCACCAGGGCCCACCAGGGGCACCGGGAUUAGUGGGUCUUCCAGGAGCGAAAGGAGAGAAAGGUCGACAAGGAGAGCCAGGACUAGAUGGCUUCCCAGGGCUGAUGGGAGAAAAAGGAGAUCGAGGAGAAAGAGGAGAGAAGGGUGACAGAGGAUCACCGGGGAGAAGAGGUCUGAAGGGUCAGAAGGGUGAACAGGGCCCCCCUGGUCUGGACCAGCCAUGUCCUGUGAACUGUGAUGAGGAUCUGUCUGUGAAGACAGAGGUUUCUUCUUCUGACUCUCCUGCUCUUCCAGCUUCGGGCCCUGAGCCCCCCUGUCCUGUGGGACUGGAUGGGUUACCAAUACCAGGCUGCUUGCAUAAGUGAUGACUAACCAGCUGCAUGGAAUCUGUACAUAUUGAUAUGGUAUAUUUUGCAACUGAAUACUACACCAGCAGCCUUACUCCCCAUUUUUUAAUCAAAUCCUUUUACAUAAUAUAUUGAAAUUUGAGAAAAAGGACUAUUUUUAUUUUUUUUUAUUUUUAUUUUUUUUAAUUGAGAUCCAGUUUUGUAAACGCAGCCACCAGCUGGCAGAGGGACUCUUAGCUUGAAGGACGGUCCAGAUGGCAGUGCUGGAGUAGAAGAGGGCCUCACUAACACAAACUGGCUUGGUGUAACCGUGAAUGGGACGUGUGGCAGUGUGUUGGCUCAUCCACCAGGACAUGGAUGUUCGAACGGAUAGACUUUUUUUUUUUUUUAGCCAGAUGGAGGUGUGUGUUGUCAGCACUCUCUUGUCCUCUCUCUUUGUUUUCCCAAAAGGAGGAAAUGGCGAGGCAGAAGCUCAAACGCAAGCGUCUCUCCCAGCCCUGAGAGGGGGCGGGGCCUGUUGGAGAAAGGCAGAAAGCGUUGGAGGGUAGAUUGGCUUUUCUGAAGCGAGGGGCCGGCUUGUCACGCCUCUGCGUCACAUUACGAAUGCUCACAUCCUCCGUUAUGGAGUCUCUCCUGGAGGGGACAACCGAACUCUGCCUUUCUACAAACGGAGAUGAUAUUCCGCAGUUGCUUCACAGCCAGGUUUUUGGGAUUCACAGACGUCCCUGGCACAUAAGGAAGGAAUUACCUGUGUGGAUAUAAUGGACAUGAGGUCGUGACAUCUUGUAUGAAUCUGUUGUAAAAUAUAUGACUGCAUGAUCAUAGCAAGACUUGUGUUUAGCAUUUUAUCCCGAAAUGAAGUUUUAAACCAAUUUUCUGUAUAAACAAGUCUUUAACAUGGCUCACAUUUGCCUUACACUUUAUCUUGAUGUACUGUUUCCUGUUGUUUUUUUAUGCAUUCCUGUGCAUUUUCUAAUACAUAUAGUAAAACAUGAAGGCCAGAUUUGAAGGAACCAUGAACAGUAUUUGUGUGAAUCUGUGUUGCCAUGGAAACCAGAUGUGUAAUUGUUACAAUGUACCUGCAGAGGAAGUUUUUUGGGGGUUUUCGGGCAACAGAUGUAUUUGCUGCUUAAACAAAUGUGUUUUUUUUUUGCUUUUUAAUGUAUUUUCUUAUGAGUUUUACCCAGGGAGUGAAGGACUAACAGGCUGAAGUUUGAUGUUUAAACCAAAAAUGCAUGCAAGACUGUUCAUUUCAAUCAAGCAAUACACCUCUGACAUAUCUGUCAUUUUACUUUGGUUUGGGUGAUUCUUUGAGCUCCUUACAGUCUUUUCUCGUGGGUAGAAUGUCUUGUUGUGGUCAUUUUAAAUACAGACCACUCAGAUGGGUGCUUAAAGACACGCACAAUCACAGAACAUACUUUCAGAGACAACAAAACUGAAGGAAAGUUACUUCUUUUGUUUGAUUUUGCUUCCUAGUGUUUUUAAAUGCAAUUAUUUUUAUCAUAGGAGUAACUCACCAAAGUAUGACAUGUGUACCAAACAUGCAUGUGACAGUUCUACUGUGUUCAUUCAUAUUUUUGCAUAAACCAGUUAUCUUGAACAUAUCUGCCAUGUUUUGGCUGACAGAUACAUGUCAUUGACUUUUUUAAUCAUUUAAAUGCACAAACGGAACUGAGGAUGCAUACAGUAAAUUCAAACAGACAGCGAUGCAAUAAUAAUAUAUAUUUUUGUGUUUUAUAAGAGCUGACAUUUUUCAAAUCAGUGCAACUGAUUGCUUCUUGACGUGGAUGAAAUGUCAAAUGUUUUCAUUAAAGCAAAUUUGCAAACUUAAAAUGACAGCAUUCAUGCAUCUGGAAAUUAAUUUUCAAUUUCAAGGAUGAAACUCAAGCUUUCAAUUUCAGUAUUUUCAUGACUUGCAUCCUGCAGUCCAUUCUCUGUGUAUAAAAUAAUGAAGAUAACUUCCCCCAUGUGGGAUCAAUAAAGUUGUAUUCUUUUCUAAAAUGCAUUUCAUGUAUGCUGUAAGUCAGUUUCAAAAUAUGAUGAUGUUGCAUGUUUAACAUAAGCUGCAGUCUUUAAACCAAGAUAAGCAUUUGUUAAGAACCGUUAAGUGUUGUUGCUGAAUGAGGUAUUGCAUCUCAAGACUAAGAGGUUCAACAAGUGUUGGCAUUAUUUCAGUGCGAGCUGAUGGUUAUCUGUGACACAACAUUACAGUGUUUUGAUUUCUUUUGCAGAUUCUAUCAGUGCCAUUUUGUAUUGCUUCAUUCAGUGAGCUCAUGACAAGUUAUAGUUUGAUAUUUAGAAAAUCUUAUAGCACAGUGUUAGCUUGAUUUUGUUAGAAUGUGUUUGGAUUUUUAUUGGGGGGUGAGUGGGGGGAGGUUUUGAGGUUGUAAAUUGAAGAUUGAAGCUAUUUUUGUAAUUACUUUAUAAAGUAACAUGAAAUCUGGUCAAUCAAAGUUGUAGAAAGAAAUAAACGCUCUACUUUUAUGA